AUGCUCACGGCCAUCGCAAGUGGCAACGGAGUUGCCGAGUCGCCUUUCAUCAUCGCAAUGAACAGACUUGAGAUAUCUUUCCGUCCUGAUCUUUGUAAUGCAGUUGUCAUCACAUCUGCUUGGAGUUGUACAAAUUGUCUCCUUUUCCAGGCUUCACGAACCGUAUUUGGUCUCGCCAAACAUGGCAGAGCACCCAAAAUCUUUGCCAAAACAACUAAGACGGGAGUUCCCAUUCCGGCAUUGGUCCUGUCUACCGCCGUUGCUUCUCUUGCCUUCAUGACUUGCAAUACCGCUUCUGCUGUCGUCCUGAAUUGGUUUAUCAAUCUGGGCUCAUCUUUUCAAGCCUACUCCAACUACUUUGCCAUCUUCUGGGUCGGCAUUAUCAUCCUUACGAAUGGCUAUGGCAAGUCGAGACCCGACGACCUCUAG
This is a messenger RNA of Colletotrichum gloeosporioides, 429 nucleotides long. Its product is annotated as General amino acid permease AGP2. The coding region runs from base 1 to 429 and encodes 142 amino acids. The transcript is spliced from 4 exons. Gene Ontology annotation, cellular component: membrane. Lineage: Eukaryota; Fungi; Ascomycota; Sordariomycetes; Glomerellales; Glomerellaceae. Gene Ontology annotation, molecular function: amino acid transmembrane transporter activity. Gene Ontology annotation, biological process: amino acid transmembrane transport. The record is from RefSeq and is a predicted model, not a curated record.